This is a messenger RNA of Cherax quadricarinatus, 1058 nucleotides long. Its product is annotated as Fanconi anemia core complex-associated protein 24. Gene Ontology annotation, cellular component: Fanconi anaemia nuclear complex. The record is from RefSeq and is a predicted model, not a curated record. Gene Ontology annotation, biological process: interstrand cross-link repair. Gene Ontology annotation, molecular function: chromatin binding. Lineage: Eukaryota; Metazoa; Arthropoda; Malacostraca; Decapoda; Parastacidae.
GUUCCACAGGGCAGAUACGUUGUAUGAAGGCCCUUAUAUUCCACGGAAAGGCCGUCUGAGUUCUGCUGGCCCUCACAUCCACCCCAAAACACAUACACACCCGAGUUGGCGAAGGUGGUUGGAAGCCAGGGAGAACUGGCAGCCCAAGUUUGAAUGCUGGGGCACGGGGUUUUGAGACCGCAGUGGCUCCUUCUAAGAUCAGACACCUUCAGAACAACAAGUGCCGUGAACAGCAGGGUGGCGCCCCCACAUGUCUUCACAUACUAGACCUGGGGAAAUCUGGUGGAGGCAUCUCGAAGUACCGUAGAUGACCUCCUCCAUCAGGCUUAUACAGGCAUCAUGAGUGUAGUCUCGCAGUCAGCUCCUAUAAAUAACCAUGUUGUUCCACCUGGACAUAUUUUAAUGUCUAAAUGCUGGAGAGGAACUCAGUUGGCUGGCCACCUCUCAAAGCUUAUCCCUAUUCACUACUCAGAUGGUCUUGGAAUUGUUGAUUUUUGUCCAUCACAAGAUGCAGCACUAAUAUUUAUCAGUGAAGCAGAUAUAAUUUCUGGAAGUAGCUACAAAGAGCGGGUAAUUAAAUUUCGCAAAGUUAAUGGAUUUCUUAGAGGAAUUGUCAUGGCUCAAAACACUCUUACAAGUGAUGAAUUCUACAAACUACAAAGAUUUGUGUGUGUUGAAAUUGGUUUAGCCAUUUUGCCUGUUCAGACUAUUGAGGAGGCUGCACAGCUGCUAGCUAAUUUGGUGAUGUGCGAAGCAAAGUUUAACUCAAAUCCAUUUCGAAUGAAACCAAAAACAGCAAGUUCUCCAGAUGCCGAUUUGCUGAAAACUACAGCAAUGAUUCCUGGCUUGGGUGAUAAACGUGUCCGAAAAAUUCUCCAACACUUUGGCUCUUUAAAAGAACUAGCAAAUGCGACACAAGAGACUCUUGAGGAAGUAGUUGGGGCAGCCACUGCAUCUUCUGUGUAUAAUUUUUUUCACCAGUCAUUUCUUUUAUGAAACAUGUUAAUAGCUACUAAAUAAACAAAAUAAAUUUUUCUUAAUAUUGUACAUAUUUAUAA